AUGAGGAAAGCACAUGUAUUGGUGGUGCCCUAUCCAGCUGAGGGGCACAUAAUUCCUUUACUGGAGCUGUCCCAACGGUUGGUCCAACAUGGGUUGGAGGUAACGUUUGUAAUCACUGAGCACAUUCAACAGAAAAUGUGGGGUAGCAAUAGCAUAGGAGGAGGAGAAAGCAACAUUAUUGGUGUGGCUUUGAUUGAAGAUGGGUUGUCGUUAGAGGAUCGAAACAGACCAGGGAAGUUGUCUGAAUCAGUGUUGCUGGUGAUGCCUGGGAAAGUGGAAGAAUUGAUUGAAAAGAUGAAGAACAAUGGCGUAGUGAUAAGUUGUGUUGUUUGUGAUCAGAGCCUAUGCUGGGCCUUGGAUAUUGCUAAGAGGAAACAAAUUAAAAGCGCUGCUUUCUGUCCUGCUGCGGCUGCGCUCUUGCUCCAGUCAUUCAAUAUUCCAACCUUCAUCGACCAAGGCAUCAUUCUUGAAGAUGGAACUCUGGUGAAGAAGCAAAUAAUCAAGUUAUCACCAGAAAUGCCUGCCAUGAACUCGGCACACUUCGUGUGGACCUGUCUCGGACCUCUCGGCAACAAGGAGAUGCAGAAGAACGUCUUUCAGCUCAUGCUUAAAAACAACAACUCAGUGAACAAUACCAACUGGUUACUCUGCAACUCCACCUACGACCUUGAGCCCGCAGCGUUCAAUAUGGCUCCACAAAUCCGACCCAUUGGUCCACUUCUGGCAAGCAACAAUCGUCUGCUUAGCUCCGACCCACAAGACUCAAAAUGCCUCAAAUGGCUCGACCAACAGAAACCACAAUCAGUCUUAUACCUUGCCUUUGGGAGCUCCACCAUUUUCAACCCUACACAGUUUCGAGAACUGGCCUUGGGGCUCGAACUCUCCAACACACCUUUUCUCUGGGUUGUACGGGCCACUAAAACAGAGGAAGCUAGUAAGGGUGGCUUGUUUCCAGAAAGGUUUCUUGAGAGAGUAGCCAAUCGAGGGCUAAUAGUUGACUGGGCACCUCAACAGAAGGUUCUGAGUCAUAGUUCUGUUGCUUGUUUUGUAAGCCAUUGUGGGUGGAACUCAACUGUGGAAGGUGUCAGCUAUGGUGUUCCUUUUUUAUGCUGGCCUUACUUUGCUGACCAGUUUAUCAACCAGAGCUAUAUUUGUGAUGUUUGGAGAACUGGGUUGGGGUUUGAUCGAGAUAAAAGUGGGGUCAUCACCCGAGAUGAGAUAAGAAUUAAGGUCGAGAGAGUGAUAAAUGAUGAAGAAAUGAAAGAAAGAGCCUUGCGUUUCAAGGAAAUGGCUGCUAAUAUUGUUGAUGAAGGUGGAAGCUCUAACAAGAAUUUCAGGGACUUCGUUGAAUGGGUGAAAUCAUAAAAUAAAUAAAUAAAUAAAAUCGAUGAUGAUGAUGUCAAUAAACUGCAAAUUCCUAAACAAACAAACCGAGAAUCUUAUGAUGAUAGUAACUAGGUGGAUUUCUUUAAAAGAGUUUCCUAAAAUAUUUAGUUAUUCUUUACUCUGCAAUAUUAUUGGAAAAAGAGCUAUUAGUAUGUUAAGAUGUUCAUAAUAUAGCUUAAUAAUUUGCGUCUAUGCUAUAUCAAGAUGGCAUUUACCUUUGAACCUCACGUCGUAAAACAAGUGUAAACAACAUACCAAUGACUCGUCAUUGUUGUUCUUUUCAAUCCUGUCCAAUAUUCAAAACAAGAAGGCUACAUUAUUUUAAGCUUGAAUUCAUGAUCCAGACAGCACAAAGGGGUACUUGAUCCCUCCGACU
Messenger RNA from Humulus lupulus (European hop), 1762 nucleotides. Its product is annotated as UDP-glycosyltransferase 83A1-like. Gene Ontology annotation, molecular function: UDP-glycosyltransferase activity. The coding region runs from base 1 to 1365 and encodes 454 amino acids. The record is from RefSeq and is a predicted model, not a curated record. The transcript has 2 exons. NCBI's taxonomy places the organism in Eukaryota, Viridiplantae, Streptophyta, Magnoliopsida, Rosales, Cannabaceae.